CACGUAGAGCUGCGAGUGUACGUAUUUUGGUCGUUUACAAUAGAGCUGCUAUAAAACCACGAAGGGCGAGCUUUUUAGUGGCCAAGCUGUUUUGGAAAGUAAAAGACUAAAACAAGCAGCUAAAUUAACUGACCGCAGCUUCGGGUCGGUACAAAAACAGAAACAAACUGGAAAACAGUGGAGUUUAGCUGCUGUUCCAGCUACUAGCCUAGUUUUUUGUUUUUAUUUCCUGUAGUAAAGACGGAGAUUCUGCCUUCUUCAGAGGUAGUCUCUCAUGUUCAGUCUGCUUUCCUGAAGUUAGUGGAGUUGGACAAGAAGCAACACACAAGAUAUGAAGCUUUAGAACCAGAGAAGCUUUCACAUCAACCUGGAUCUCACUUCUAACACCACUGGGAAAUCAAUAUGUGCUGUCAAGGCCAGCCAUGCAUCUAAGGUCCUACCCAAAGCUCCUAUGCGCAGAGGUGCAUUUGGAUGCAGUCCGUGUUCAGACGUCAUCUCAGAGGAGCGCUUAUUUUGGUAGUCAUCAGGAGACGCUGAUGAUGAAGAUGUCCAGUAACCAGAGCAACAUCAGCACCAGCCGUAUUCCAUUAAGCUUCAUCUCCACCAACACACUCUGCUACAGCACCGGCGGCUCAUCACAUCUGAAGGCGUUGCGCGGCACCACCGGGCAACAGCUCUCCUGUCAGACCGACGGCAGAUGCAGCGCUCCCCUCGGACCGUGCCGGAGUGCCACGGAGGAGGCUGAUACGGUGCCGAACGUGUGGACAGUCAUCAAACCUGGACACGUGCGCGAAAAGAUUGCAAUAUUUGCUUCGGAGGCAACACGGACGGAUGGGGCAGACAGUGGCGAUUGCAGCUCAGCUCACUGCUUGAGCCACAGCGAUCCAGUUGCAAAGGCAUGUGCCAACGGCAGCACUCCGCUGGGGCCGCUCCGCGCCGUGAAGGCCAAGGGAAGUUGGGAAGAAAAUCGCUCUGCCAAGAGGCGCCGCAGGUGCUUAAGCAACCAGAACCAUCAGCUGGACCAGAGGAGCCACAUCCUGACUGAAGCAGAGCUGAGGUGCUCAGAGGGUCCCGGAGGCCAGCAUGGUGAGGCACCGGAGCCAGCCAGCGGACCAUCGCCAACGGAGGAGGAGCAGAAGAUCUCUGUGGUGGAGAUGGUAGCAUUCCUUGAGCAGAGAGUGAGCGAGCUGCAGCCAAACCUAAAACCUCUGUUAAGCCUCCAGAGGAGCUCUACCACCAUCACCCUUUCCAGAAACCCCCGGCCUGAGAUCAAGGAGGGAGACGAGCCAGACAUCGUCAGGGUGUCAGAGAUGGUGGCCAAGUUGGAGUCCAAGUGUCUGAGGAGCAGCGAAACGAGUCUGUCUAGGAGCAACAGCCUGAAGAGGACGGUGGGGCGUGUCCUGCUGACUGCUGGACAGAAGAGCUUCAGCUCCUGCUGGACACAACCCCAGCCACAACCCUCAUCAGGACCACCUGAAACUCUGACAGCAGUCCGGGUGGAGCUGCCUGUACAGGUGAAACCUGCUGUCCGGGUGGAGUCCCCUGCCUGGGUGUUGCCCCCCACCCCAGCUGCACCGUCUCAGGAGGUUUCCGGGGAGAUGGCGGGCCUUUGGAGUGCAGAGCAGGAGCCGCUGCCCGGCCUCCUGUUCCGGUCUUCUGAUGAGACGGGGCCAACGCUCUGCACCCCCCAUUACAGAACGACCUUUUACCUGGAGCCCGCCCUCCCUCCGGUCAGCGCCCCCCAGAGGUCAGAGAAGAACAAGUUUCACAAGACCAUGGGUUGUCCUCCUUGCUCUGCCGCGGUGCCUCUCGGCCGUAGCGCCUCGGUGUCGCAGGACUUCCUGCGGGUGCGCCAGAGGCUGCAGCAGCUGCUGGCCCCCCAGUCGUACCUGCUGCUGCUGCCGCACCACCUGCUGGUCAACCUACUGCUGCUGCUGCCCACCCAGAGCCUCGCCGCGCUCAAGUGCACCUGCAGCUAUUUCAAGUUCGUCAUCGAGAACUACAGCGUGCGGCCGGCCGACUCACUCUGGGUGUCUGACCCCCGUUACCGUGAUGACCCCUGCAAACAGUGCAAAAAGCGCUAUCGCCCUGGAGACGUGUCUCUGUGCCGCUGGCACCACAAGCCGUACUGCCAGGCUCUGCCGUACGGGCCGGGCUACUGGAUGUGUUGCCACGGCGCCCAAAGGGAUGCGCCUGGCUGCAACGUGGGUCUCCAUGACAACCGCUGGGUGCCUGCGUUUCACAGCAUCAAUGUGCCAAUUUAUAGGAGGAACUAUCACUAUGAAAGCUGAAUUAUUUUAUGUGUGUGUGUGUGUAGAGCCGUAUGAAUAGCAGAGGGGCUGCCUCAGUCCCAGUUAUUAUCAGCUGAUGCCUUGUCAUGUGUAACCCUUUUACUAAAAAUGGUUUCCAGCAUCAAAUUUGUUUUGUCAUGACUGAAAGCAUGUUCAGCCCCCCAGGCUGGGCUCGUCCUGCUGCAGCAGUCUGCUGAAUGUGUUCAGGCUGGAUCACUAACAUCCAACAGUCCUUAUUGUUUUCCUGGCCGUUACCGUCUGUUUGUUCCAGCAAAGCCCUGGAUAAAUUAGGGAUUGUGUUCAGCUUGAAGUAAACCGGCAGGCUUCAAUUUGGGAGUAAAACUCGGUGCAGUAGGUUGAAGUGUUGGCAUUGUAUUUCCACAGAGGGAAAAAAAAAGUCUUAAGAAACAUCAGGAUUUAAAGCAGCUAAUGGUCGGAUUUGUUUUGGAAAAAAUGUUGUCGCUGCAUGCAGUGUGGCGCCCCCUACUGUUCAAUCUGACACCUUUCAGCAUUUUCAGUUUUCAGACUGAGAUUUUGUGUGUGUUUUUUUUUUUUUUUUUUUUUUUUGAUUGAUCUCCUUUUUGGAAGAGGAGCAUUCCUCUGGAACUCUUCCAAGUUCCAGAGUUAGAACAGAACAUCACUCUGCUGCCAAAGUGGAUCUUUGGUCAUCUGACCAGUCAGGCUGCUAACACCAGUACUGUCUGGUGUUGUGGAGCCAGUCAGAUGGCACAUCUUGUGGGAGAACGAUCUGCUAUCAUCAUAGAGACAUUCAGGAGAGACUCGGAUAGCUGGGAAGGUAGUAAGUUGUUAUACACACACACAAACACAUCUGGUCUGUUUUGCAUAGGAUUUGUGUGUGUUCGAUUUGUGCGAGUGCUUCCACUAGCUGACAGAUAAUCAUUGUAUUCCUUUGUAGGAUGCGGAGAAAUGUGGCCUUGAGUCUCUGAGACGAUGCAAUAUGGAAAACUUGACAAUAAAGAUUAUUUUAAAAAUUUAUAAGAUAUGAACAUGAACUUUGUUUUUGUUUGCUGGGUUAUGCCUGCUGGCUCUGAAAUUUUUGCUGUAAAGAUGUUAUGCUUUAAUAAAAUGCUUUCUGCUCUUUUCUUCAUG
Poecilia latipinna (sailfin molly) is the source of this 3401-nucleotide messenger RNA. RefSeq names its product F-box protein 34 (gene fbxo34). Gene Ontology annotation, molecular function: protein binding. The record is from RefSeq and is a predicted model, not a curated record. The transcript is spliced from 3 exons. Lineage: Eukaryota; Metazoa; Chordata; Actinopteri; Cyprinodontiformes; Poeciliidae. Bases 423 to 2291 code for a protein of 622 amino acids.